Molecule: messenger RNA, 858 nt
Organism: Thlaspi arvense
Lineage: Eukaryota; Viridiplantae; Streptophyta; Magnoliopsida; Brassicales; Brassicaceae
Source: the annotation of a GenBank genome assembly
AUGCGAUACUCGGGGAAGAUUAUAAACAAUACAAAUUGUUCCUCUCAUUGGAGAGACUCUGACUGGCGAAGCUUAGAAGAUGUGGCAGCAUCAAUUCCAAGACCUGAUAAGGUUUCCCCAUGGGAAAUCGAGCCUUUGGCACCUUCAUUUAACAUUAUCCAAUCGCAUCUUAAGAAUAAACGAUCACGUCAUGUUGAUGGUAUUGAUAUGCUAAUUCCUACACUGACUCAUGGACAAGAAAUCGGACAAUCAAGCAUGAACUCUCCAAUGAGUAUUUCUCAGCUUAGUAAUCACCAUGCAACUGAUUAUUCCAAGAUUUCGUCUAGUUGGCCAAUGAACUACUCAGUUCCUACCAUAUCUAAGCCGGACUGUAACAACCAAAUGGUGAUGUUUGGAGUUGAUCUGACGACUACAACAGGAACAAAAGAUCUUAUAGAACAAAUUGACAUAUACCAAAAAGUUAAAACUUCCAAAAUCUCCGAAGAAGAAAAGAUUGAGCAAAUCCAAACUCUGACAUCUUCAAAAGAUAUCCAAAGCCAGCAAAUCAAUUCUACUAGAAGUCGUAUCAAGGUUCAAAUGCAAGGUGUAGCUAUAGGAAGAGCUGUGGAUUUAACUGUUCUUGAUGGAUAUGACCAGUUAAUCGAUGAACUAGAAAAAAGUUUUGAUCUCAAAGACGAGCUGCGUAUAGACAAUCAAUGGGAAAUAGUUUUUGCAGAUGAUGAAGGAGAUAUGAUGCUUGUUGGAGAUGAUCCAUGGAUCGAGUUUUGUAAUAUUGUGAAGAAAAUAUUCAUACUCUCAAAAAACGAAGUCAAGAUAAUGGGAUGCAAGAACAAAUUCUCUGAAGGUUAUAACUUGUAA